Molecule: messenger RNA, 4755 nt
Organism: Anarrhichthys ocellatus (wolf-eel)
Lineage: Eukaryota; Metazoa; Chordata; Actinopteri; Perciformes; Anarhichadidae
Gene: faxca
Product: failed axon connections homolog, metaxin like GST domain containing a
Exons: 6
Coding region: 240-1460 (406 amino acids)
Cellular component (GO): cytoplasm
Source: RefSeq, a predicted model, not a curated record
CGUCGUUUAUCUGUCUAACUUGAUAGCGUUAGGCGAGAAGCUGCAUCCAGCGAGCUCCAAGCGGGCUGCGGAGGAUGUCGACCCCGCUACGGGGACAAGCUCCGGGCGGGACGCUCGGGUCCAGUCGGCCGCUCCUCGCACAGUCGCCCCGUACCCGCAACUCUCUGCACCCAUGAAGCCCCCGCCGAUGAAGCCUCGAGCUGCCAGAGUGAGGCGGAAAGUGGCCCGAGACAGAGAGCAUGUACUGGCGCGUCGGGUUUGCCUGGACGCGGUCGUGUGUGGUCGAUCUUAGCCAGAACCAGAGCUUCUCCUCCGGCCUGCUGGGCUCCGAUGAGCAGCUCUCGUUUUAUGGGUACAUCAUCGCCUACCCACUGCAGGACUACGGAGGGAUAAUGUCAGCCCUGGGAUCGGACUCGUGGUGGCGGAAGACGCUGUAUUUGACUGGAGGUGCUCUGCUCGCCGCCGCUGCUUAUUUGCUGCACGAAUUGCUGGCCAUCAGAAAAGAGGAAGAGCUGGACUCCAAAGAUGCCAUCAUACUCCACCAGUUCUCCAGGCCCAAAACUGGUGUCCCCUCCUUGUCCCCUUUCUGCCUUAAGAUGGAGACCUACCUCCGUAUGGUUGACCUGCCCUACCAGAACUACUUUGAUGGGAAGCUCUCACCACAGGGAAAGAUGCCGUGGAUUGAAUACAACCAGGAGCAGGUGUGUGGUACGGAUUUCAUCAUCGACUUCCUGGAGGAGAGGCUGGGCGUGAGCCUCAACAUGAGCCUGACUCCACAGGAGAAGGCCGUGUCUCGCGCCAUCACCAAAAUGGUGGAGGAGCAUUUCUACUGGACGAUAGCUUACUGUCAGUGGGUGGACAACCUGGAGGAGACCCAGAAGAUGCUGUCUGUGAGCGGGCCGCUGAGUGACCUGCUCAAGUGGAUCCUGAGUCAUCUGACCGGUGGAAUCGUCAAGAGGGAGAUGUAUGGACACGGGAUCGGACGGUUCUCUGAAGAUGAGGUGUACGCCCUGAUGGAGGAGGACAUGCGCACCCUGGCCACUCUACUCGGUGAUAAGAAGUAUCUUAUGGGCUCAAAGCUUUCAACAGUAGACGCCGCAGUGUUCAGUCACCUGGCUCCUGCUAUGUGGACGCUACCAGGAACGCGGCCGGAGCAGCUAAUCAAAGGUGAGCUCAUCAACCUGGCCAUGUACUGCGAGCGCAUCCGCCGGCGGUUCUGGCCCGAGUGGUUCGUGGACCUGGAGGACUUCUGCUACAGCGACACCACAGAGGGCAGGGACUCUAAACUGGCAGAUUUGGGCCUCUACUCCUGCACGGACACCUUCCAGGACGUUACGCACACUUCACACACUCACACACCAAAGGACCCUCUGUCGCCCGACAGCGACCCCACCGGUCACUCGCUGUAUGACUCUGACAUGGACACGGAGUGCUCUGAAAUGGACCAGCUCAGGUGUUGACAAAACAUACAGGUGUUGUAGGCUACUCACCCCAUGUACGCACACCACAGGAGGGAGCUGCAUCCCACCUCUACACAUGCCCCCUACCUCUGUGAGCAGAAAAUAACUGGGUAGUAUUGUUGGUGUCUCCUGUGGCAGUGGAGAAGUUGAGGUCCAACUUGCACACUGUAGUGGAGGAAAGAUGGGGUCAAAAGGAACCAAAAAGUGACAGAUGGAGAGGAAAAGAACGAGAAAGCGGUACAGUUGCAGUGGAGGGAAAGCGAAAAGAGAGGCAGAGCAAGAUUCAAAACCAGGAGUAAAUGACGCCGCUGCUGAGAAACUCCUCCACGUGGUCGACAUCAUCUGCAGUCACAACUUCUCCCUGUUUUCACGUUGCCGGAACAAUGGCAACUAAAGGUGUGGCUGACCCCCUUUGUCCACCCGUCGCAGCUCGCACCACCCAGCCUUGUGUGUGUUUUGACUAACUGAACCCUUAACGCCUUGUAUUGAUACGACAUUGACACGUAGGGUACUGUACAGGGAUUCAUGCGAAUGAAGUGUAAAUAUAUAAAUGGGUUCGAUUUAAUAGAUAGAAUAUUUGCUUAUAUACGAGUAUAAAUAGUAUAGAUAGCCUGCAAAUAGAGAAUUAUCCCCUCUGUAAAUACUGUAGGUGUUUCUCCUUUGUGUUUGACACAAUGACUCUAAUCGUCUUGUAGUAGUCUUAAUGAAUACCCCCUCUGCUGGUCUAGGAUCAGUAUGAGGAGCCCUAUGACCUCCUGUACUGUAUGUAUCUGUCCACACAACUGGGAUAUUACAGUAAUGCCUGCUGCCCAAAUUCAAAUAGUGCAGUGAAACUCUCUUUUGUCUUAUUAAGACAAUUAUUUUGCCAAUUUUUUUAUUUUCCUACGUUAGAAGCAUAAUGUGACGACAUACAUUGUCAUUGAGGACAGCAGCUUUAGGUGAAACAGACAUUUUACAAGCAUUCAAGCAUUAAGAGCGACGUCUUAACAAUCGUAGAAAUAGAUGUAUCGUCUGAAUGAAAGUGCAUGGCUGGUACGUGCCAAUUCAAAUCUCCAUUUACACUUCACAUAGAUACUGUUAUCUACAUGUCUUAGCUGGCUCAUUCAUGAAGUUUCAUGAUGCAGUUUGUUCGUCGGUGCCUCUGACCAAAUCAGCCAAACUAAGAUGUAGCCGAUUAAUCCUGAACCUUUCAGCCAUUUGGUUUUUAUGAAGAUUCGAAAAAUGAUGGAAUUGCUCCAAAAAUGUCAUGUGACUCAAUAACAGAGCAGACGCAGGUUAAUGUUGUGCUACGCUGCGUUGUGUUUGGGGUGUGUCAUGGUUCGGUGCAGGUUUUCUGUGUGUUUGUCUCUCAGCAAAUGCACAUUUACCAACAUAUUGUAUGUUGAGGCUAUAAUAUGGAUGCAAGCAAAGGGUGUACGCACUAUGUAUGCGCACGGAUGAGCCACCCUUCUGUCUGUGAAUGAUGACACACUGAUGAGGUUUCACAGCCGAACCCACACACACACACACACACAAACUGUCAUGGUUAGGUGGCAGGACUUUGCAAGCGAAUCCAUUGGAAUGAAUUGAAAUCACUGCAACAUGUUGCCACUUUAAAAUGCUAGGUCUUAAUGCAGAUUUACAGAAUUUGUAGAAGCAUAAUCUGUUUCAAGACAGAGCAGCACAGAAAUGUCAGAAAGAUGUUAGUGUCUCCUUUACAUCAUUCGUCCACUAGAGAGCACUGAUAAGUUUACUUCAACUUCAAAAUGUCACACGCUCAAUAGACAUCUUCCAAUUAUUUUAUGACCAAAUUAAGGAAGUAUUAUCAAAAAUGUUUAAAAAAAUAAUAUUGGCCAAAAUGUUGCUAGCAGAUAUUUUGUUUUAUCUCUUAACUCCAGCAUCAGUCAGGCUCUCCGCGUGAAGUUGCUACACAAAAUGAAAUUUAUAAUGAAAUAAAUUGUAGCAUUAUAAUGUAGCAGUAUAUUGUGAAACAAGUAAGACGUCACUAUGACUCCGGUGUCAUCUCCGGUUGUUGAGGUGAGACGACGAUGUUGAUGACAGUGGCAUGAUGCGGAAGAAUAUAACGAUGUUUUGAUGACGGCAAUGAUCACCAUUUACCUCUCCCACUUCAUUUCAAGGCCUUCUGGAUUCUGUGUUUAACAAAAUAAUAUCAAAUACAUUAGGCAUACAUUCAAAGCCUCUAGUAGGGAGAUGGUAAAGCCUUUGUGUGUGUGUGUGUGUGUGUGUGUGUGUGUGUGUGUGCUGCAGAUGAACUUAAGUACAAUAAUAGAGUCUGAAAAAAUGUCAUUCUGUGUCUUAAAACUCCUCGUCUGCAUGUUCUUGCCUUCUCUCAUCCUUAGUCAGAUUAUGGAAACUGACUCCUUAAGCUGUUUACUUUAUAUCAGUGCCAGCAUAUGACUUAUGUUCUUAUAUGUCAUAUGAAUUCAUUUUAAUUUAUAUAUUUAUUAGUUUUGAUGGUGGAUGUGCUUGAAUUUGAAAAUCAAUAAUAAUGUUAUUUAUUUUGCACUUCUUCUGUUUGCACAUGUUUUUCUUCUAUGGCCGCGAGUCAAUCAAGUGUGUUGAUCUGUGUAUUAGUGCGAUACUGUAGGUUCUCUGACUUCCACUGAACAAACUGCAUUUUUUCAUUGCCGUAAUUGCAUGUAUGUCCAUGUGUUGAGAUGUCACGUGGUAAAUGUUAUAUCCAUAUCGUAAUAUCGAUGUCAUUGUGUUAAGAUAUUACAGUCCCUCCUCUGCUGCCAGUGCUACUUUUAAAAGUGGAAAGUUUUACUCUGCAGACCUUCAUGUCCUGUUGAAACCAUAAUAUAUAUAUUUUGAGGUAAAAUACCAAACUGACUGCGAGAGCUCAGAUCAGCAUGGUGAGGUCAGCCAUCCUGCUGAUCACCCAUUACAGGAGAAACUGUCCUUCCAGAUCAGCGGCUGUUGGCAACUUCAUUGUCUCAGUGUUCUUCAGCAGUCAGAGGUCAGGGGUCGGGGGUUCAGCCCAGCCGUGUGUGUGUGUGUGUGUGUGUGUGUGUGUGUGUGUGUGUGUGUGUGUGUGUGUGUGUGGGGCUCUCCAUGGAGAUUUCUGCUUGUAGACUGUAGAAGCCAUAUUGUCUGUGCUGCAACACUUGUGCAAUCUCAUCAAACUGUAAAUUAGAGAGCCAUGGGGAACAAGUCAAAUGAAUAUAACAUGAUCUAAAAGAAAUCACUCUGUACUCAUUAAAAAAAGAUGCUUGUGAAUGUAUCAUACCUAGAGAUAAAAAGCUGUAUGACAAUGGAUGACUCAUAAUAUUUCAUUAAAUAUAGCUGUGGUAUU